Microtus ochrogaster (prairie vole) is the source of this 1037-nucleotide messenger RNA. RefSeq names its product thymocyte nuclear protein 1 (gene Thyn1). Lineage: Eukaryota; Metazoa; Chordata; Mammalia; Rodentia; Cricetidae. Gene Ontology annotation, cellular component: nucleus. The record is from RefSeq and is a predicted model, not a curated record.
UUCCCAGAGAACCUCUGGGCGGUGCCAAAGAGUUGUAUCUUCCACACGGUACGCGAGGGCGCGCUAGUCGGCUCAAGGCGUUCUGAAGAUCCAUCUGGCAGAGCUUCUUCAAAGGCUUCCUUGCUUCCAUCUUGCACCGUGCAGGCUGUGGAAGACAAGAGUUGCUUCUUGCACGUCCGGUUAUCUUCAGCCUCCUGCAGAGACAGCAUGCCGAGAACCCGGAAGAGGCUAACUGGGGCUGCUGGCCCAGACAAGAAGGAGCCAUCAGAAAAGCGUACUAAGACUGAAAGCUCGGGAGAUACAUCCGCUAAGCUAGAGAGUCCCAGCACUCAGAAGACUUCAACCUCUAAAAAUAAUGGCAAGAAUUCCAGCAACUACUGGCUGAUGAAGUCAGAGCCAGAAAGCCGGAUAGAGAAAGGUGUUGAUGUGAAGUUCGGCAUUGAGGAUCUCAAAGCACAGCCCAAGCAGACAGCUUGCUGGGAUGGUGUUCGCAACUAUCAGGCUCGGAACUUCCUCAGGGCCAUGAAGUUGGAGGAAGAAGCCUUCUUCUACCAUAGCAACUGUAAACAGCCAGGCAUCGUGGGACUUAUGAAGAUCGUAAAGGAGGCUUACCCAGACCACACACAGUUUGAAAAAAAUAAUCCCCAUUACGACCCAUCCAGCAAAGAGGACAACCCUAAGUGGUCGAUGGUGGAUGUACAAUUCGUUCGAAUGAUGAAGCGUUUCAUCCCCCUGGAGGAGCUGAAAGCCCAUCACCAUGCCCACAAAGCUUCCGGUGGCCCCUUAAAAAGCAUGACUCUCUUCACUCGCCAGAGACUGUCAGUUCAGCCUGUGACCCGAGAAGAGUUUGAUUUUAUUUUGAGCCUGGAGGAAACAGAACCAAGUUAGUGAAGACUCUGCUGAUGGAAUGAACGAGCCAGUGAUCCACAAAGUCAAGAUUCUAUAAGGCAAAAGAAGAAAGCUUGCAGUGUCUACCUGGGGUCAUGUGCACAGGUGGUUUGUUCGUGUUUACCAAUAAAAGAUAUUUCAUGACAAGG